Molecule: messenger RNA, 2115 nt
Organism: Uncinocarpus reesii 1704
Lineage: Eukaryota; Fungi; Ascomycota; Eurotiomycetes; Onygenales; Onygenaceae
Exons: 6
Coding region: 1-2115 (704 amino acids)
Molecular function (GO): protein binding
Source: RefSeq, a predicted model, not a curated record
AUGGCUGCACCUUAUGAUUACUCCCGUCCCCAUCUGGGAGCAACCUUCUACCCAGGUGCAAUCGAUGACUACCAAAUGCCUGAAGUAAUCUCUCCGGCACCCCAAAGGGUGAUGCCUGAAGUGCCAGAGAACAUGCAAGACAAUCUUGCACAUCUUGAACAGGAAGCUUCUGGAUCGAAUCGAAUGGCGCACCAAUAUCCUUCCGCACAGCGGCCAACGUUCCCGGCUCGGAAUUCGUCCAUGCCGAACCAAGCCUACAGGAAUGUUGGCGACCCGUAUGCGAAUCAAUAUGCGCACCCUACAUUCAACAGUCAGCCUCCGUCAAACGAUUAUAUCGAUCAUCCGAAUUUUUCGCCGUUUCCAGUCCUUCACGACGCACCACCCAACGUGCCUCCGAGUGAUGAACAGCGCGAAGCAAAUCUAGAGCGCGGCCGGGUCGCAGUGCUAGGUUCCAAUGACCCGGAAAUGCAGCUUGCGUGGGCUCAAGAUGCCCUUUCCUACGUGGAAGUAGCCAUGCAAAACGAACUCCGGCUGGCUGCAUUUCAACCACCGAGGCCCCGUACUCCGCAGGUCGAACACCAGUUGAAGUCUGACGCUAUCAACAUUGUUUCGUUUUUAGCCGAUCAGUCGCAUCCGCGUGCCGAAUUCAUACGCGGUAUGUGGCUCGAGUUUGGAAAAUUUGGAUUCCGAAUCGACAAGAAGGAGGCUUUUAGGUGUUAUCAACGAGCCGCCGAAAAGGGAUAUGCGAGGGCUGAGUAUCGGAUGGGCAUGCAAUUUGAAAAUUCGAACGAACCGAUGAAGGCCAUCAAGCACUAUGAAAACGGCGUGGGCCUUGGUGAUUCCGCUUCGUACUAUCGAUUGGGAAUGAUGAUAUUAUUGGGACAACAUGGACAACGUCAGGAUUAUGGCGUAGGCCUGGACCAUAUUCGUUACGCCGCCCAAACCUGCGAUGAGAAUGCACCACAAGGUGCUUAUGUUUACGGAAUGCUGCUGGCUCGCGAACUUCCUCAGGUAGCGGUCCCCGAAGAGGUUUUACCUCUAGACUUGAAUGGUGCACGGGUGAAUAUUGAAAAAGCUGCUUACCACGGGUUUGCAAAAGCUCAGCGCGCUGCUCAAAAUGGCCUUGCGACGGCAGAAUUUGCUCUCGGAUAUUUUUACGAGAUUGGGAUCCACGUUGCCGUGGACAUCAAAGAAGCUCGCGUCUGGUACGCAAAAGCGGCUGCCAGUGGUAACAAGGACGCUUCUUCACGCAUUGACAGUAUAUCGAGAUCGAAAACUCUCUCGAGAAAGGACCACGAGCGGGUUGCCAUAGCAAGAAUCAAAUCACAGUAUGCUUCGCAUGGGCGGAAUCAACAACAACGAUAUUCAGCCAUGCAAAAUGAGGUGCCAAUUCAAGAAACCUUAGAAAUGCCAGAUCCGUCGAGAAUGUCCAUCUCUGGUGAUCCCACUGGCCCUAGGCCAGUUUCGGCUGCCCCGUACCCCGAAGGCCCAAAUUCCCGCUACGGGCACCCUAGCGGCUAUGGGGGCCAGUACGGGCCUGACAUUCGACCGAGCUCGGCUUUCAGCAUCAACCCGAAUAUACGAGCGCCGUCUGUUCAAACCGGCCACCUUCCACCGCAUCGUGUUCCGUCGGCAGCUCGCCCUCAGGGCUACGGGCCACCCGGAGGUCCUGGAGGUCCUGGGGGUCCUGGAGGUCCUGGAAUGGCACCCUACCCAACUAAUCAGGCGGCACCUUCACCAAAAUUGGAUAUUGGCUUCUCGGCGCCUCCUGACCCGACAGGCGCUGACAGAAGACGAAAACUACAGCGGCCACCUAAUGCGAACCCACCCCAUCCUCAAGCAGCACAAGGUAGACCUGGACCUCCUUCGGAUCCCCGACAAUCGCGGAUGGCUUCGUCGCCUAACCCGGGCGGCCAACCACCACAUGGACAACAACCCGCUGGUCAUUUCCCACCUCGAGGGGAUUCCAGGCCUCAACCGCCAGCCGCCGCGAAUGGCUCUCCAAACAAACCUGUCCAAAAGCCUCCCGGGGGAUUACCGGGAAAAGGCCCCAAAACCUUUGAAGAAAUGGGUGUUCCUCAAGGGAAAACAGAGGGUGAAUGUAUUGUCAUGUGA